GAGAGAGAGAGAGAGAGAGAGAGUGAAAGAGAGACGAGUACACAGACAGACGGAGCAAGCAAGACAGAUAGGUAGGAGAGCUAGAGCAAGAGAAGAAGAAAAAGAGUGAGCACACAAGAAAGACAGCAAGAGAGAGGGUGGGAGUGAGAGCACCAGAGACAGAGGGACAGCUAGAAAGAGAGAGAGACGGCUGUGUGUUUCCUCAGCUGUUUUCCCGAGGACAUGGCAGGCAUGGCGUCGGAGUCAGGCACCCAGUCCAGGGUGAUGUUCCAAUCCGCAGAUAAAAAAGAGGAGCCUACGCAUCGCAAACUGGGCAAGCUGACCGUCAAAUACAACCGCAAGGACCUGCAGAGGAGGCUGGAUAUUGAGGAGUGGAUCGACAAUCAGCUGCACCUUCUUUUCGACUGUGAGGAGGAGGAGAUCCCAGAGUUAGAGAUUGACAUAGAUGAGCUGCUGGAGCUAUCGGACGCGGAGCAGAGAUCCAGACUGCAGGAGUUACUGCAGGAAUGUGACAAGCCAAAAGAGGACUUUAUCAAUGGGCUGCUUUAUCGGAUGAAGGGCCUACGCAAAAUGUCAGGGCCCCUGAAUAAAUAAUUAUAGGUCAAAUCAAGAAUCAAGACAAUGUGAAGCCUCCCCGGCCCACCCCGUCAUUACCUGGUAUUCUGGAUGUCUCUCUGUGCAGUUACAUGUUAAUGGGAUCCUCUCUCUGCACACAUGGGUCAAUGUUGGUCUGUAAAGAGAACAGUGGGUUUUGAUUAGUGUUUUAUAUUACAUUAUUUAUGGACAGUUUUAACAUUUUGAUUCCCCUCAGUACCAAUAAUGCACCAGUAAUAACAUGUAUUGUCUAUUACUCACAUGGAAUGUUUUUGUGUAAGACUGUACAUUUUUUGGUUGCCUAUUUAUGUACAAAUUUUUUUGUUCUGAUAACAGUGUUUUAUGUCAAUAAAAACAACAUUUUUGAGA
Molecule: messenger RNA, 963 nt
Organism: Coregonus clupeaformis (lake whitefish)
Lineage: Eukaryota; Metazoa; Chordata; Actinopteri; Salmoniformes; Salmonidae
Product: protein phosphatase 1 regulatory subunit 14B
Exons: 4
Coding region: 223-594 (123 amino acids)
Biological process (GO): regulation of phosphorylation
Cellular component (GO): cytoplasm
Molecular function (GO): protein serine/threonine phosphatase inhibitor activity
Source: RefSeq, a predicted model, not a curated record